Priapulus caudatus is the source of this 512-nucleotide messenger RNA. RefSeq names its product FERM domain-containing protein 4B-like. The transcript is spliced from 4 exons. Gene Ontology annotation, biological process: establishment of epithelial cell polarity. The coding region runs from base 90 to 512 and encodes 140 amino acids. The record is from RefSeq and is a predicted model, not a curated record. NCBI's taxonomy places the organism in Eukaryota, Metazoa, Priapulida, Priapulimorpha, Priapulimorphida, Priapulidae.
CUUCGAGCAGACGAUCUUUCGGAUCCAGCAGCGUCAACGUCCACGUCUGGUUCGCUCUCACUGCUAGCCUCACGAAAUGCAUCUGGUCCAUGGCUAUCAGUCAACACCAGUUCUACCUGGACCGCAGACACACGAAGCAGACGAUGCGGUCGAUGGACGACAUUGCUGCCUCCUUGUGUCAGCAGCCCGUCAGCGCGCCUACACCGGAACCGGAUGUCAAGAGCCCGCCGGGGGUCACUCCCAGCAGCAGCACCAGCACCCUGACAUCCAUGCCGUCGUCCACCCAGGUUUGCGACACGGAGGAGACACUGGCGGCGCUGCAGGAGCAGCUGAAGGCCCUGAAGACGCUGAAGGAGAAGAAGGAGAACAUGCAGAGCAAGCUGACGAAGAAGACGGACGAACUGAUGAAGCUCUGUCUGCAGGAAGCUAUUCUACGUCGACAGCAUAUCGAGACUGCGGGACAGUCAAACUAUCGAACUAUACUACCUCCAAGCAAAGGCGCUCGUCUGUAA